AUGCUUGCUUUCCUAUCACCAACAUGCCUAGCUAUCAUAGCACUGUUCUCCCAAGCCGCAAGCCCACAGGGUCUCCUCCAACCGCUACCACCCCAGGGCUUCGGCGCCCUCGAAUGCCUGCCCAUCACAGCGAGCAACUCCAGCGUAGAGGUAUACCCAGUCGGAGACCCGGUCUCCCUAGAGUACACAGGCGUCUACCCGCGCGCAUCCGGCUCCGUUGACGAGGGGCUAUAUCUCGGGUACGCAAUUCGCCAGGGCUUCACCAAGAUCCUGCGAGCGUACCGAUCUUUAGACGGGGGCAGCUCGUGGCAGAAGCUAGGCGACGUCGAGCGCGGCGACAACCGCACCCGCGAGCUCGACAACGCGUUCCCGCUCGUGCUCCCGCGCGGCUUUCCCGGCACGGGGGACGGCACCAACACGGGCGUCCCGGCAUCGAACACAUCUUUUUCCAACAGCACGAGCGACAGCCAGCACCACCCAGAGAGGAUCCUCUACGCGUACCGGAACCACGACCGGUCCCUCAACAAUACCCUCGGCGUGCCGGACAACUACACCUUCUACCGGCUCUCGGUCUCCGCGUCCGACGACGGCGGCGCGUCCUGGAGCUUCCUCAGCAACAUCGACACGCGCGCCGCCAACAACGGCUCCGCCAACCUCAACGGCCUGUGGGAGCCGUUCCUGCGCGUCGCGGCCGACGGCGCCACGCUGCAGGCGUACUACUCUGCCGAGAACGACGCGGGCGACCAGGACAGCCUGAUGCGCGAGUCGACUGACGGCGGGCGGACGUGGAGCCGCGUGGCGAGGGUUGUCUCCGGUGCGAACAGGGUGCGUAGCCGCGAUGGGAUGACUGGUGUUGCUCGGCUGGGGGAUGGGUGGCCUGGGGGUGAUGAUGAGGAGAAGAGGCUGGUUCUUUUCUUUGAGACGACUGAGUCGGGUCGUUUCGAUGUGCGCCGUGUCAUGUCGCCGGACGAUGGGCAGACGUGGCCGCUGGAGACGCGCGCGAGGGUGUAUGACCCGCUGGACGAGGAGAAGCAGUCGUCGGCGCCGGCGGGGGUGGUUAAUGUCGGGGGCACGCUGGUGGCUGGGUUCAUGACGAACGAAGGGACGAAUUCAUCAGGAACUGUGCCUGGGGACUUCAAGAUUGUUGCGAGCGUAGAUGAUGGCGAGACUUGGAGUAAGAGCAUUUUAAUUGCCCGCGAGGCAAUUUGGCCCGGGCUGUAUUCACUUGGGAGGGACCGAUUUAUGGCGCUGUACAGUUUUGAUUCGCACGAGGGCGAGUAUGUUGCUGCCACUAGAGUGUUCGAGGUGCAACGAGGAUAA
Molecule: messenger RNA, 1320 nt
Organism: Diaporthe amygdali
Lineage: Eukaryota; Fungi; Ascomycota; Sordariomycetes; Diaporthales; Diaporthaceae
Product: glycoside hydrolase family 93 protein
Exons: 1
Coding region: 1-1320 (439 amino acids)
Source: RefSeq, a predicted model, not a curated record